Messenger RNA from Notothenia coriiceps (black rockcod), 749 nucleotides. RefSeq names its product transcription initiation factor TFIID subunit 3-like. The transcript is spliced from 2 exons. Lineage: Eukaryota; Metazoa; Chordata; Actinopteri; Perciformes; Nototheniidae. Bases 1 to 747 code for a protein of 248 amino acids. The record is from RefSeq and is a predicted model, not a curated record.
AUGUUUGUGUUUCAGAUGUUAACUGGUGUUCUGAAGCACACUCCACCUCCGGCCUCCGCUGCAGCCUGCUCCUCCGCCUCGGACCAAAAGAGUAACGCACAAAACACAGUUCCCACAAUCCCACGGGGCCACCUGGUUGUGGGCCCCAAAGACCAGCUCCGCCUCCUCACCCCCGUGGGCAGCACGGCGACGUCCAAUCACUGCGCGGUGGCCGGGGCCCAUGCCGCCAAACACUCGGGAGGAGUCCCACGACCCCCUUCAUCCCUGAGCGAGGAGGACGAUGGAGGGGGAGGAGGCAGGGUGAAGAAGAAGCGAAAGAAAAAGGACAAGAGAGAACGGGAGAAAGAAAGAGGGGAGGCGGAGGAAAGGGAAAGCACCAAACCAAAGAAACGGAGGGAGGAGAGGUUGACCACGGUGGUCACUCUGAGGAAGAGCAAGGAGCCCAAGGAAGGAAAGGAGAGAAAGGAGCGAAGGACCAAGGGGAAGGAGGGGAGGACGGAGCUGAAGGCUGUGGCGGGGGGGAGGACCACGGUGGUCCCAGUGCCUGUACCUGUUAAGGUGCCCGGCAAGAGAGGGAGGAAACCCAAGGUCAAAAUCAUACCUCCUGUACCACCAAGUCAAGCACCUCCUCCUACACCAGCUGUCCACAUCAAGGGGCAGGUCCACCAUGACAAGAACCACAGACAGGCCAACAGCAAGACCCCCGUCCCCUCAGCGCCAAAACAGAGGGGCCGCAAACCCAGGUAAGA